AUGAAGCUGUCAAUCUUUGUUUCCGCCCUUUCCCUCGUCACGAGUGCACUCGCAGGAGCUGUUGAGCUUCCCGCUGGUGUUCCUCGAAGCGUGGAUGAGUUUCGUGAGAAACAUCAAUACACGCCGCCAGCCAAGCGCAGUCACCGCAAGGUGUUUACCAUCAGGGCCUCCAAGAACGAUCAUGAUGAUGUUUCGUCUGAGUUCUACAAGGGCUUGAAGAGGGCGAACAAGGGAGGUACACUCCACUUGACCAAGGGACAUACAUAUGUCAUUGGCAAGCCUCUUGACUUGACCUGGCUGGAUAAUGUCCAUGUUCAUCUUGAUGGAGAGAUCAAGUUUACCAAUGAUACUGGGUACUGGCAGAAGAACUCCUUCACUCAUCCCUUCCAGAACUCGAUCAUGUUCUGGAAGUGGGGAGGCAAGAACAUCAAGAUCUACGGUAACGGAGUGUUGAACGGAAACGGUCAACGCUGGUGGAACGAGUUUGCCGGUAAAGAGAUUCUGGACAAGACGAACCAGUACCUUCGUCCCAUUCUCUUCUACGCCGAGAACGCCACUGGUCUGGACAUUCAGGGAAUCCACUUCAAGGAUUCGCCCUGCUGGACCAACUUUGUCGUUACUUCAAAGGACAUCUCUUUCAAGGAUGUUAUCUGCACGGCUCACUCCAACAACGCCACGUCUCUUCCCAAGAACACCGACUUUUUUGAUUCUUUGAAUGUCGAGCAUCUGACGGUUGAGCGUGCCUGGGUUGAUAUCGGUGAUGACUGCUUCUCACCCAAGAGCAAUGCUUCGGAUGUCUAUGUCAACACCAUGUACUGCAACGGCACCCAUGGACAGUCCAUUGGAUCUCUUGGUCAGUACAAGGGCGAAAAGUCCUUUGUCAAGGAUGUCGUCAUCGAGAACGUCUGGAUGCUCAACGGCCAACACGGAGCCCGUCUCAAGACCUGGGCCGGCCCUGAUGUUGGUUACGGUUUCAUCGACAACGUCACUUUCCGAAACUUCUGGGGUGGCAACAACGAGUACACUGCCUUCAUCGACUCUUGCUACUUCAACAUUGACGAGGCAACAUGUGCCAAGUACCCCUCGCAGAUGAACAUCACCAACAUCCUCUUCGAGAACUUUACCGGUUACUCAUCCGGCAAGUACGGCGAUGCCAUCGCGAGGUUGACAUGCAGCAGCAACCCCAACGCCGUGUGCGAGAACAUCAAGUUCAAGAACUUUGACAUCAAGACGCCUUGCGGCGGAAAGCCUGUUGUCAUCUGCGAUGGUGUUUCAGACAUUGGCAUGGACUGUGUGAGUGCGACCAGCAAGGAAGCCAAGGCGGCAUUGGCGAACAAGUGCACUGCCCCUGCGGCUUCUGUGAGUCCAUUCAAGGUCCGAAAGUUUCAUGAGUAA
Molecule: messenger RNA, 1395 nt
Organism: Fusarium falciforme
Lineage: Eukaryota; Fungi; Ascomycota; Sordariomycetes; Hypocreales; Nectriaceae
Product: Glycoside hydrolase family 28
Exons: 4
Coding region: 1-1395 (464 amino acids)
Biological process (GO): carbohydrate metabolic process
Molecular function (GO): polygalacturonase activity
Source: RefSeq, a predicted model, not a curated record